UUUUUAAAAAAAAAAAAAAAAAAAAAAUGUCUACACAUUUUUUACAUAACUCAUCGCAAGAUUUAAUAAAACUUUUAGAAAGUAAACGAAACUAUGAUUUUAUAAUUAAUAUUGAUAAAGAAGACAACAAAAGAGAAUUUUAUGCACAUUCAAUUAUUCUUGAAGUGAGGUCCUCUUAUUUCGAAGACGUUCUCUCUAAUGGAUUAGUAAGAAAAGAAAAUAAUAUCUUUAUUGUGGAUUUUCCUGAUAUAUCUGUUAAUGCGUUCAAAAUUCUAAUUAGAUAUAUUUAUGGUGGUACCAUCUAUCUUGAUCAUGUAGAAGCUGCAGAUGUUUUGAAUCUUUUAUUUGCUUGCGAAAAACUCAAGCUUUAUGAAUUAUAUGAUUAUGUUCAAGAUUCUUUUAUUAAACAUCAUGAAUCUUGGAUCUUCCAAAAUUUUGUUUUAAUUCAACAACUCAGUUCCAAAUAUUCUGAUUUCACCAAAUUACAAAAUUAUUUGACAACGGCUGUUUGUGAACAGCCUGAAAUUUUAUUUGGUGCUAAUAAUUUUACAUCUAUAGGUAAAGAAGCAUUAUUAUCCAUUUGUAAAGAUGAAAAUUUGUGCAUAGAAGAAAAUGAAUUAUGGGAUCAUAUCAUUCGUUGGGGUAAAGCUCAAAACGCUGAAUUACAUGAAGAAAUUAAUAACUGGACAAAUAAUGAUUUUGAUAUUCUAAAAAAAUCUUUAGAAGAUUUUCUACCUCUUAUAAGAUUUUAUGAAAUUUCAUCUGAAGAUUUUUGUUUUAAAAUUAUGCCUUAUAGUUUAAUUCUCUCUAAUGAAUUAUUUCAAGAUCUUUCAAAAUUUCAUUUAGUAUCAAAUUGGAAACCAAAAUUUAAUAAUCUUGUACCAAGAAAAGUAAAUUAAAAUCUUUCUAAUGUUACUAUUGAUUACGUUUAUUUUCUUGAAUUUAAAAAAAACAGAAAACAAAGAAUAGAUUUAAAAAAAAUGUAUUAUUGCCGUGAUGAUGGAUUUGCAGGUGUAGCGUCCAUAAAAUAUUCAUAGAACUUAUUAUGAGAUUAAGUGAUUAACAUAACAAUUAAUAAAAAAAUUUUUUUUUGUACUAAGAUUAUGGUAAAAAUUUCAGCAAAUGUAACACAUCAUGCAAAAACC
Messenger RNA from Rhizophagus irregularis DAOM 181602=DAOM 197198, 1145 nucleotides. RefSeq lists its product as uncharacterized. Gene Ontology annotation, molecular function: protein binding. NCBI's taxonomy places the organism in Eukaryota, Fungi, Glomeromycota, Glomeromycetes, Glomerales, Glomeraceae. The record is from RefSeq and is a predicted model, not a curated record.